AUGCAAUUCAUUCGAAAGAAGAGUUCAAGCAUUUCUGGCCAUGGAGAACCCCCGAGCACGGACACAAGAGCUGCCCCCAGUGCAUUUGUACCUCCCUCGACGGCUUCGGCUUCUGGCCCAGCUCGGUUAAAAAAGUCAUCGGGCGGUCACUCGAGUUCCAAUUCAGGCUCAUCGAAUGGGUCGUACCAUAUUCCCAUCCAAACACCCCCGGCACCCUCGUCCCCUGUAGAGAAGGAUGAUGGGAAGAAGACGACGAAACCACCGCUCGUCGUCUCUGCUUCUUCAGUCUUUCCAUCUAUGGUACCAGGGACAACUUUUACUUUGACCAUUGGACCACGACCCCCGGUGGCUUCGAAUUCGACAAAUGCUGCUUCAUCCGGACCUGCCGCAUCCUUUGCACGCCCCCCAAAGGCGAAUCCAGUCGGUCGUCGCAGCAUCUCACUCUACGAAUCAAGUCCGUCCGAAGCAGUUCUGAAUGCGAGAGCCACUUUUGGCAAGCCUCAGGUCCACAGAGUUCACCCAAAGCAGUCUCUCAAUGAUCUCCUUUCCACACAUGCAUCUUCCUCCGUUGUCGCGGAUCAGAAAGCAACAGGCGUUGGCUCCGCGCCGCUCAUUACGCUCAGACGACCGCAUCCGUACGCACUUGCAGAUUCCCCUCACGUGGAUGAUCGGCCUUCUGCUUCUAAUUCUGCGAGACCGAGAACCCCGCCAUCCGAAACCAACUCCGCCCCUAGUACGUUUGUCAGCACUUCGAUCACCCAAACGCGUACGGCACAACAACAAACGACAUUGACUGCGCAGCGUGUCAAGCUUCCUGUCCCAGUGCCCCCGACUAAAACGACUACUGUCGCGCGUACACCUUGCACAUACGACGUAACCAACACGAGACCGCCAAGAAAACGAUCGUCGUCUCUGCCCCUGGGUGCAGAAUUGAUCAAAUCGGUGGUCGAGACCACCACUCAAGGGCGGCAGCCGACUGACGCGGAGAAAAAGGAUGCUUCUUCCCAUCCCCCUUUGGCACAUUCUGCAACCGCAGCAGCUCGUUUAGCGGAACAGCGUUCGGUGUCUAGAAAGCCUGCUGCAUCAUCCUUGUCCUCGCCGGUUGCGACGCCGCCUACGGCUGUUAUCCCGGCUGCACUGGCUCGUGCACGCGCGAGAACAGUCGCGGCGACAGUAUCGACAAAGUCUGACGAUCCAAAAGACAUGAGCCCCCACAUGGACAAGUCGACGACACAAGGUACCGGUGAUGUUACGAGUCGGACCGGCUCGUCAGGCACCUCCAUGACGGGGGUCGCUAAGCCUGAAUCUGAUGUAGCUUCCUUAGUGGGAGAAGAAGUCAACAAGGGGGACGGCAAUCUUGUUCAAGUACCUGGGUCUGCCAAAGGUGGUUUAAAAACGAGCGCAUCUAUGCCCAACGUCCACUCCCACUCCAACUCGUCCCCUGCGCUGACCUCGCUUUCCAAUUCGGAGAUGACGACGAGGGUUGCCACUAUUUAUUCACACAUUGACCAUGCUCAGGUGCCCACCUCUACAAGGACGUACAGAGCUGGAGGUCCCAAAGCCAGCGUCGCUGAACCGUCAGCUGGGAGUAUGGCACUGUCUAGUACGCCCACAUCCCUAGCAACAACUACAUCGGCAGCAGCGGCUAGUGUUAACCCUCAGCGGGCGCAGAACCGGUACGCGGCAGUCUACCGAGCUCCCUUGCCGAUGGAUGCACAUGGGCGUGUGCGCGCCAACCAACCCAAACCGGCAUUAUCUCUCUCAAUGCCAUCUGGACGUUCUAUCAUCGAGCCGCUUGAUUCAGAUGACGUGGUGGUGGGAAGCAAGAACACGCAUUGGUACCACGCUACUACCACCGGAUCCGCGGCUGGGGCUGAUGGCGUGACAACCGCGCACGUCAACCUUUUCAGCCAGAGCCACUCAGAAUCUCCUUCUCCAUUUUCUGGUUCGCCCUACUCGGGUUCACCCAUUAGCGGACGACCACCACCGAGGGCGCAAAUCCCAGAAUCUCCCACCGGUUCACCGGAGCGUUCGACGCGUGCGCUUCCCACACUAUCAUCCUCGUCCAAGGCGCCUUCGAAUACACCCCUCUCGGCAACCCAACAAACGCUCCCCCGUAUCUCACCUUCGACACCGAGGGCUUCGCCAAGGAGCGGCAUGACAGGAAACUACGCUCCCAGGCCAAUUGAAUCCAAUACUAAACCACUUACACAAUCGCCGAUCAGCCGCAUUCAGCGCACGCCUGUCGAGGGACCGAGCGUGCAUGAGAAAAUUGCAUCUCGCCCUGUCUAUGUGCCACCCCCCUCUUCGUCGACGCCUGGUUUCAAUCCAAAGCGGCGACCAUCGCUCCCUAUUCCUUCGAUGAUUUCCGAGCUCAGUGAAGCGGACGAGGCCCAGCUUUGGGGUUACUUUGAACGCAGUGGACUCACGAGCAGUGCUCGGUCACCUACGAUACCGCGAAGUAGGAGUGCGACUACCAGUACGACCUUGAACACGACCUCGACACCGACGCUCACGGUCGGAAAUGGUGCAAGGGCGAUGAACCUCGUUAGUGUUCCGGGUAGCAAAGAGGCGGCGGCUACGAGUGCCAACCGGAGCUCUUCGUCGCAGGAUGCAAUGUAUGCGCGUAUUGGAGCGCUCAUGGUCGGUUCGACGCCGCUCCAUACACCCAUGACACCCAGUUCGUCGGCGUCGUUGCAUACCCCACCGCUCACUGGUGGUGUUUCGCCCACGUCGCCGUUUGGGUUGGAUAGAAUUGCGUUGAGUGGGGCACCACGAAAGACGGAGCCCAGUCCAUCGACAUUGGCAGUCCCGUCGACGUCGUCCAUCCCUCAACAACAGCAUCAACAGCUUGCCCCUUCCACUUCGAAUCCUCCGCGUCUCAGAAUGCCGAGCCGGGACGAUUUGAAGAGUGGGCAGACGCUUGUGCUUGCUGAACCUGGACGCACGCGACAUAUUCCAGCGCCGCUCAACCUCGGGUCAGAUCGUCCUAUCCGACAUAUGGCCUCGCACUCUGCUGCCGCUGCACUUCCUUCUCCUACGGAAAUGUCCCAGAGCACAAUGAGCGGGAUGAGCUCCACGCCGUCCAACUCUCUCCGUCCUCCCCCAGUCAUGGUUCGACGAAGAUCGCCCAGUGCUGCUGAUAAGACAUCACAACUCCUGGCUCCAGUCGAGGAGUCAAAGUACGCGACCCAGGGUGUGUCGCCUCCCCCAUCUGCAUUUUUCCAUUCACCAUUCGCGUCGCCUGGCUUAUUAUCCACCUCACUUGGCGUGACGCUUCCGACAAGUCCUGUGACCCCCAACACACCGUGGAUGAACGGUAGGGAUGGAGACGCAGAUUCUUUCAUUCUCCCCCCUAGUCCCAGUCCCAACGCGGUCACUAUCACUCUUGCUGACUCGAGUUCAUAA
Messenger RNA from Serendipita indica DSM 11827, 3408 nucleotides. Lineage: Eukaryota; Fungi; Basidiomycota; Agaricomycetes; Sebacinales; Serendipitaceae. The record is from the annotation of a GenBank genome assembly.